UAAUAUGUUUAAUGAUUUAUAAUUGUCGAAAAAUAACGUCACAUCAUAAAUAUAUAUAUUUAUACAUAUCCACAAAAGUGAAACUGAGUAUUUGUCGGUGUUUGUUGCAUAUAAUUAAAAUAACAUAUACUUUAUUUACAUUCUAUGCCUGUUUUUACAAAUGACAUUGAUGACAUGUAUAAUAAAUUAUAUAUCUAUCGUAAAAAAUAUAAAAUGUCAAAUAUUUUGUUUCAAUCAAUAAUAUACAUGUAUAUGAAUCGAAAUAUCUUUAUUUAAAACAAAUGUUCACCAAAUGGGGAAUUGUUUGAUAGAAAUGAAGACACACACACACACAUAUAUAUAUCUUUGUAUAUAAACAUUUGUCUUUUAUAUAUACAAAUAAUAUUUGUAUAUAUAAUAUGGAUAUAAAUAAUACAUUAGAGAAGCGACACGAUUAGCGCCAACAUGUAGUGGGAGAAACCGCUAGUAGCGCCACUGUUGUGUAGUAGAAGGUAGGGAUCCUAGUAGAAGGUAGUGGGAGUACCGCGAAACAACAACUUGUGGUGGAACAUAAAAUGAAAUGUUUUGAACGAUUCGAAGUCAUUGGAUCAGCAAUACCAAUGUGGGAAUUCCUUUCAAGAAAAGAAAAGAUGAGCCGUUUGUAUAAAUUGUUUAGUCAGCAAGUGACACAAUUUUGUGCCGAUUCAUCGAGACCAGAUUGCAAUAAAAAUUUCUUAAUUACCGGUAUACGAAAUCUUGCUGAAAUAGACGACAAUAUUCUCGAUAAAUUGGAUCCGUAUCAACGUAGUGCUAGAGAAAUAAUUUGGCGAGCUUUAAUAGGAACAAAUAGAUUCUCGUCUAGGACAAGUCAAGAUAUCAAAGGAAAUUACUUUCCUACAAAUGAUCUUUUGAUAGGAAACGACGAUAGCGAAACAAAUACUAUAACAGAGGAAAGCGUGUCAACGAAUGAUUACAUUCAUGUUGGUCCAUAUUUAAUUGGACCAAUGGUAACUCGCGUUUUUCCGGAUGGUCGUCCAGUUCCAGAUAAUUACAAGAGAUUUCGACCAAGGGAUGAUGAUAUUGACGAAUUAAAAUAUACUGUGGUAUUACCGUCGAUAAGUGAUAUUGAGACCAAGUUUGAUAAAACCGCUUAUAGAAAUAAAGUUCUUAAUAAUGAUAGAAAAAAUAUCUCUCCAUCGAGAUUUAUAACACUUAGGCGAAUAUCAAUCGAAGAUCAUGACGGAGGUUAUCAUUGAAUGAGUAUUACCGAAUCCUUCAAGUAUUAACAUAUUUGA
Polistes dominula (European paper wasp) is the source of this 1274-nucleotide messenger RNA. It is a transcript of the gene Reg-5, whose product is annotated as Rhythmically expressed gene 5. NCBI's taxonomy places the organism in Eukaryota, Metazoa, Arthropoda, Insecta, Hymenoptera, Vespidae. The record is from RefSeq and is a predicted model, not a curated record.